Peronospora belbahrii is the source of this 1398-nucleotide messenger RNA. The record is from the annotation of a GenBank genome assembly. Lineage: Eukaryota; Oomycota; Peronosporomycetes; Peronosporales; Peronosporaceae.
AUGGUUGCGCUGCCGAAUGUGAUGCGGGGCGUGCUCAAGCACAAGCUGCAGAUGGAACAGGAAAAUGCUACUUGCACCAAGAAGCAACGUGUGAAGAAGGAUACAUACACAGCUAUGGAUGUGAUGAAUCGCCUGCUAGCACCCGGCGGAGACGUGGGUUAUGACGUGUCGGACUUUGAGUGGGAGCAGCUGGUGCAGCUUACGCAACAGAACGAGCGUUUUGAGAAGCUUUUCUCAUUCCCAGAAAAUGCAUCCAACUGGAUCACAACUAAGAAAAAAAAGAGGAAAACGCAUUUGAGGAUCGUGGCUCUCGAUUGUGAAAUGUGCGUCACGCAGGAGGAAGGCUCAACUGAUCGCAAGACCAACGCUCUAUGUCGAGUAUCGGCAGUAGAUGGAGAAGACAUGCUGGGAAACAUUAUUUCCGAUUUUAUUGUACACCAGCCGGAGCCUGGAUUUCAUAUGUUAAAUCCCAAGACGAGUAUUCACGGCAUCACACCCGAGCAGAUUGCAAAUUGCAAGAUUACUGUAGCGCAAGCGCAAAAGAAAAUGCUCAAGUACAUCAAUCAAGACACGAUCGUAGUGGGUCACUCAGUGUAUGGUGAUCUGGCCAGCAUGCGCAUUAACCAUCGACGCGUUAUUGACACGUCCCUCAUUUUUCAGCGGAAAGAUGAAAUUUCAUCGCGAUCGACGCCGGGGCUCAAGGAUCUUACCAAGUUCUUGCUUGGCUUUGACAUGCCUCAGGGGCACGAUAGUACCGUCGAUGCUCAAGCUUCGAUGAUGGCAGCCAAGUAUGCUGUCCGACAUGAAACCGGUCGGAUCAUUCCAUCGGCGCUAGAGCUUAAUGGACCUCGUGUCCAAGAGAUACGUGGCGAGACAUUCCAAGUCACAAAUAAGUAUACAGGCCCUGCUGUGCUCGUUGGAACGGCGUUUCAACUUGGUCGACCGUCUGGUGAGUCAUCGAACCCCACGGCUAUAAAAAACGCACCGUCGAAUGAAGCGUCCUACGUCGAUACGGCCGCUAUCACGAAAGAAUCAAUUGUACAACCGCGCAGUAAAGCUGGGAUCACUGAAGCCAUGAUUGCACGAUCGUGCCGGUUGCGGGUGCAUCGAAUUCCGAAGGGCUUAUCAAGCAAGGAUAUUGAAAAGUUCUUUCUCGAGAGUACCAAUAUCGUCCCUGCCGCAGUGGAGAAGAUUGUAUGGCUGCCAAACCGAAAUCGAGGUUCGUGCAGUGUGACUUUUUCGAGCAAUGCUCACGCAGCACUAGCGUUCAAGACUGCGCAGGGAGCAAAUGGGAAGAGCAAGAUUACGAAUGACUCGAUUGGUCGUCCACAAAAAACGAUUGCAGUUGUGAGUUUCAUGGGAAAGACGUAUAAGAAUGUUGUACUCGGUAUUCUUUAG